AUCGUGCUGGUUUUUAGACCUUUUUUGUUUCAAUUUAGUAAAAUAAAAUUGAACUUCCAGUGUUUCGUUUAUUGCGGUUUUGUCACAUUUAUUUCUUGCAGUGCGAAGGAAGUAAUGCGAGAAAUUUGAAGGUGACCACGAGGAUUGAAAAUAAACAAAUAUCGUGUCCCAAAAAGUUUGUGAAUGCAUGCAUGCAUACUGAUCCGUCCUCUUAUUGCCUGAUCUGAUACUCUCGAGUAACUUGUUGAUAACCCCCACACAACAAGAUUGGAUUGGGACAAGUGCCAGGCCAGAGAAAAAAAAUCAAAGUGUGUGUAAAUAUAGGAGAAGGGCAGGCACAAAAUGGAAUGGAUUAUGUAGUUACAUUUUCUUCCGUAGUAAUAGAAGAAGACGAGAGAGGAUCAAAUUAAAUCGACAAAGUCUUCUCAUCUUCAUCUGGUGGUGCUAGUGCAAAAAUCUGGACUUGCAAAUUAAAUCAUCAUUUGGUGGUGCAAAAAUUAUUUGGACUUGUUGUGCAAAUUAGUUUUCUAUUUCAAUCUGAGACACAAUUUUUCCAGCAGUAAUUGAACCGUGAUGCAGUGAUUGUUGUUCUUUUUUGGAGGUGUGGUUGGUUUGUGUUGUGAUAAAUAAAGACAGGUGAUUUCAAGUACAAAUGUUGUAGAGACUAUAUAAAUUUUAAGAAAAAUGGGCGAACCGUCACACCCACGACAAUACGAGGGUGAGAAGAAAGAGGGGACAGGGGGUGUCAUCCCCACGGCGGAGGGUCGUUUCAUCCUCGACUACUUUGGGACAGCUAUGAUGGACUCGAGGUGCAUGUACUCGAAGGAAAUGAUGCACUGGAUUAUCGCAGAAAUUCUGAGGUUCUCGGCGUCAACGCAGGUUGUCCUAAGUGUGAAGAAUGGACGCGUAAUGUGCACAGGGUUAAAGAGCGGUCACAUCCUGUGGGAUUCGGGCGUCGCGGACUGUGUCCACUCCUUCCUGGUGGACGUCAUCGGGCCGGAAAAGCGGAAAGGAUUCGUCAUCAUUUUACGAGCGAAUGACAUUUAUCUCCAUUGUCGACUCUUUGCUGCCUCCUCCGCUCCACAGGUUUCCGAAGUGUUUUCCACGAUGAAGGAGGCCGCAAAAACUGCCCCCACGACGGAGCCAGGACGCGCCAUCUCCGCUCCGCGACUCUACUCCCCAAUCUCCCCGGAUUCCAUGUCGUUCGAAGUUUUGUACGUCGGCAAGUUGCGGAUGUCUUAUCGAAAAGCACCGGAAACCUUUAUCGACGAAGCCUUGUCCAAAUUUAAGUCUCAUGAAAACGAAAAAGGAGCCAGGAGAGAUUCCAUGCUGUCUUUUUCGGGAAGAUCAAGUUCUCAGGAAUCAUCCUCCAGCCCACGCAGUUCUUCCGAGAGUUUGGGUUCCCGACCCAACAUAACGUUCAACCUUUGUCUCGAAGAAGAACCGGAAGUUCGAGCCCCGUCCCCACCACCGAAUGUCCAACCCCCCGAUCCAGUCCUGCCCACCACGUCCGCCGUCCCCGCCACGAUUCACCACCCGCUCGAAGACACUUCCGGUGUGGGGCCGACGUCUCUCCUCCCCUCGACCCGCGGGGAACGUGGCCGGAACGCGAGUGGAGAUUCCCUCCUCGUUAAGAGCAUGUCACUCCCCGUCGAAGUCGGCCCCAUGCGGAGUCGCGCCCUCUCAACGGGAAAUUACCCACGGGAACAAGUCCUUGAGAUGAAUCGGAUCGGAUCCACCCAAACGAAUCGGACUAUGAUUCUCAUCGUGGGUCGGUGUGAAAUGAAAAUUAUCUCACCGGAUAAAAAAACACUGCUUUUUGCCAAACAUUUCCGAGAUAUUUAUCAGUCGUCGCAGGGUCUCGAAAACCCGGAAUAUUUUGGCUUUAUUUGCAAAGAAGCGGCCACAAGUCAAGGUCCAAGUCGGGCUGGAGGCUAUGUCGCCUACGUCUUCCGGUCACAGUCCGACUCCGUCUCGGGCGAAAUCUUGAAAGUCCUGAAACAAGCCUCCUUCACCUCGCAGCAGGGACCGGAUUCGGCAAAAUUGCAGUCGUGCGAUCACUGCCCGAUGGUUUGGUAUCGACAAUUAUGCGCGGAGGUUGAUGGUGUGGGAAGCGAUGAACGGAUCCAGUUCGUGAUAAUGAAGCACAUGCACACCUUGUGCGACGAGGAUCGAGCCUCCAUCCUGCAAAAAUUCCAUGGGGCGGAAGGCCAAUCGCUGCAGGAGCAGAAUGAACUCUUGAUGAUGUUACUCCGCGUGCAUUGCGAGGCCAAACAGGUCAAACAUAUUCAUGACACGGCGGAAAAUAGGCAUGAAUUUCUCAACCAAUUUCUCGGCGGUGGAGAAAUCUUCACCAAGGCGAAGCGUUCCUUGGACCAUUUCAUAAAACGGAAGAGUUUGUCCUCCCCCCGUCCCCCCGAUGGGUCGUUGCCAUACCCGCUCUCACCCCUCGUCUCGCUCGGGGAGGAUUCGCCCUCCGCCAUGACCGCGACCCCAUCGCCCUCCUCCAUGGACCCCAGGGCCACGAUGGACUCCCCCCAAGUCAGCGACUCCCCCCUGGACGAAACCAACUAUCCGCGGAGACAGCGCAGCUCCACGAUCGGGGCGCUGACCGGGGAAAAGAUUCGCUUCGAGUUGAACAAACAUCGAAGAACGUCGACCACGAAUAUGGCCACGUCUCCGAUCCCGCAACAACAAAGCCAGGGGGGAGGAUUUGGGAACAAUAAAUCGAUCGGAGGAGGAGCGAGUCCCAUGCUUAAUUUAUUCCAUAAAAUGGGGUCAUCCUCUCAGACGAAGACGUCCUCCUCGUCAACUACUACUUCGCCAUUCGCGUCUCAGCAGCAGCAGCAACGGCACCCGGGGUCGUGGAGACAUGCCAUUUUCAAAAAAGUGGUGUCCCCUUCUGGUGGUUCGGGGUCAAAUACGCCGCAAGGAAAUCACCAUGUUGUUGGGGGUGGGGGUGGAAGUGGAGUUGGAAUGGGAGGAACGCCGAGGGGAUUACCGACCUCCGCGGCGAAGGCGUUGUUCAGGCCGAAAAGAUCGCAGGAUGAAAUUAAGGAACUCUGGAAAACUGCGAUAAACCAGCAGAUAAUCUUGAUCCGGAUGGAAAAGCAGAAUCUCAGACUGAAAGCGAAACAGGAAGAGGCGGACGUCAAGAGGUUAAAGUUGAGUUACAAAGAGCUCGGGAUUUGCGACGAGGAGGCGACCGAAACCUGGGAUCUGAUCAUGUCACAAGCAACCGGAAGUGGGAAACAGGUCGAUGUCCAGCUACUCAAUUCGGCCAUUCUGAGAGGAAUUCCGAAACAAAAACGGGGACAAAUCUGGCAGUUUUUCAUACAGCAGAAAAGCCUGGGUGGAAAUAAUAGAGAAUUGACGAUGUCGCGAUACGGCCAUUUAAAAAUGGAGAUGACGUAUGACCAACUCUUAAGACAAUUGACGUCACAACAGCAUGCUAUUCUUAUCGAUUUAGGGCGGACGUUUCCGACACAUCAAUACUUUUCCGGUGCUCUGGGUUCUGGGCAGUUGGCCUUGUUCAACAUUUUGAAAGCGUACUCUCUCCUCGACACGGAUGUCGGAUAUUGUCAAGGCCUCUCCUUCGUGGCCGGGUUGCUCCUCAUGCAUCUCGAGGAGGAAGAAGCCUUCCAGGUUUUGAAGUACAUCAUGUUCGACCUCGGCGCGAGGGAGCACUACAAACCCGACAUGCAUGAACUCCAAGUAAAACUGUACCAGCUCACUCGACUGAUCCACGACCAAGACGCAGAUCUCCUUUUGCUACUGAAUCACUACGACGUUCUCCCCUCACUUUAUGCAGCUCCCUGGUUUCUCACCCUCUUCGCGUCACAGUUUCCGGUCGGAUUCGCAGUCCGGGUGCUAGACGUCCUUCUCCUCCACGGGGUCGACGUCAUCGCCAAAUUCGCCCUCGUCCUAAUUCUCGACCAUAAACGUGAACUCAUGGCGUGCACGGGGCUGGAAGCCGUCAUGGAAUGCUUCAAACUCGUCGUGACCAACAUAACUUCGGACAAGUUGGACAAAUAUCUGAAAAAAGUGCUCGAGUCGGACUGGGACAAGCAGCUGUUGACGUACUGCGUGGAAUACUCGGUCAUGAACGAUGAAGCCUUUCACGCCUUCAUGUCUGACUCUUCCGCCUCGUCGAAUGCGAUACCCGGGCGAAAGUCGGGGACCACGUCGGACCGCGGGGUCCAAACGUUGCUCGAGGCAAACCCUUCGCCGCCCCCAGUGCCGGCGACGAAUGGGGAAAAACAUCCCAUCUUUGGAGAUCUUAUCCAACGCCAAAAUACUGAAAUUGCAAAGUUACAAAAGGACAAAUUCGACCUCCGCCGUGACGUCCAAAGUCUCCUAAACUGCAUCCUAACCAUGCAAAAAUUAGCCGAGAUCUCCACCGGUGGAAAACUCAGUCUCCCCGUGCCACCCGAAGUUACUGAAGUCGGGGCCAAAUAUUUCAUGAAGUGUGGCACCAAUUACGCCAAAUUGCUCGAGGAGCCCGGUUCCCACAACAGCAAGCCGGCCGGAAUCUUAAAGUCUGAAUCAUCGCCAAAUAAUUCGUUCGCUUCUUCUUCAUCAAAAUUCGGGAACAAUUACUGCGUCCCGCUCCUCACCCCGCCGCCCGCCCUCGUCAAACCCGGGACGAGCAGCGGGGGCGAGAGUCGCAGCAGCGGAAGUGAUGGUGGCGCAGAUAGUCCGAGUCCAUAGGAAGAAGAUAAGAGGAUAUCAUGAUAAAAGAAACAAAAAGGAAAUAUUAUGUGAUUUACUGUACUAGACAAAAAAAUUAACUCAGUCACGACUAGAUAACCUACUCGAUCCUAAAAUUGGAAAAAUCCCCACAUUUUUAAGCUCUGGGAACUUAUUUUAAAAUUCUGGACGACAAAUUUGUCCUCAGUGAGUUGAUUGAUGGAAUGGCGUCGAGUUUUUUAAGGUAGUUUCGAUAAGUUCCAAUUUUUCUGGAGGUUUCUUAAACUUGAGAUCUACUCCGUCAAAAAGUGGCAAAUUCUGGAGUGUAUAUUUCUUAAAAAAAUUGGGAACUCCCUCUGCUCUACAAAUUUGUCGGUCAGAAAUUUUAAAAUAAGUUCCCAGAGGGGAGAAGAAAUCAUUAAAAAUGUGCCGAUUUUUCCAAUGAUUCGUCCAGUCCUACGUUAACUUUCGUACUUUACUAGUUAGCAACUUGCGCCAAAAUGAGAGCAAAUUGCUAAAGAGUUAUGUACAAAGGCAGCCUUCCUAUUAAAAAUAUUAUGCAAAAAGCCUACUAAAUAUUUACGCUGCCAAAAAGUGUAUGUACAUAAAAAUAUAGCAGAAAAAGAAGACUACUUUUUAUUCCAUCGUCUCAAAAAAAGGAUAAAAAACAUAGCUCAACAGUCAUCAAAUUUCAUGCCGAUUUUUUCAGCGUGCCUAACUGACGUCGCGUAUAUAUACAUACAUAAAAGUAUUUUGAAUGUGCCUUGCCAGAAAUAUAUUUGUAAAAAAAACUUGCCGCUAAACCUAUGUACUAUUAAUAGAUUUAAGUAAUUUACAUAUGUAAUUCGUAAUGCCCUUGACAAAGGGAUGAUAAGUACUUAUAUUCGAUAAACACGUGCUCAAUUCAAUCAUCAAUUAUUAAGCAGUUUAAAUAUUAAUUGAUAGAAGUCUCAUCCAUCCAGUCUACAAUGUUAUUAAAUAGUUUCACAAAAUUCAGAAUUUUCAAAAUUCUGUCAGAAUUAUGAAAAUCUCGGAUGCCUUCAAGUUUCACGUAAUUUUUUGUAUCAUUAGAAUUAAAAAGUACUUAAAAAGUGUAGGAUUUUUGCAAUUGCGAAUCCUGUGUGAAAACCGACCUCCCGAAAAUUCCCCAAUUUUUUGAAAAUAUAUCUGUAUGCAAAUUUAAAUUGAGAAAUUGUGCAAAAAAGUUGGCCAAUUUUCUGCAAGUCGGUACAUAUUUUCGUACAGGAAAAGUCAAAAAAUAUAAUAUAUAUUUACAAAUAUUUAGUGCAUGCAUUCGUGAUAUUUGAGACAAGUCAGUUAAAAAAAGGAAAAAAUGUGAAAUAAUUUUUUGAUUUUUUAAAUCGUCAAAAUUUCCAGAUUUCAUAAAACUAUGAUAUAAAUAAAUAUCUCAAAAAUCUCCUACAUACUAUUUAGAUAAAUAUAAAAACUUGCCUAAAUAAGUACUUAUUCAGCCAAUGAAAAAUUGCACACGUAUAAAAAAAUAUAGUGACUCAUUCAUACCGAAAUCUCAACCUAUUUACAGUUUUAAGAAAGAGUAUUAAUUUCUAAGUAAAAAAAAUAUUUAAUCAUAAACAUGUGUAAAAAAAAGACUUGAAAAUGAAUAAAAAUCUUUCAGAGAGAGAAUUUUAAUAA
Messenger RNA from Folsomia candida, 6342 nucleotides. RefSeq names its product TBC1 domain family member 1 (gene plx). Bases 685 to 4710 code for a protein of 1341 amino acids. The record is from RefSeq and is a predicted model, not a curated record. The transcript has 17 exons. NCBI's taxonomy places the organism in Eukaryota, Metazoa, Arthropoda, Collembola, Entomobryomorpha, Isotomidae.